AUGCACAUUGCCGCGGUCGGCAUCGCGGCGAGUUGGGGAUUCCGGUCCCAGCAUCCACAGAUCAUGGAUCCCAAGUUCCCCAUACUCAUCACCCAGGCCAUCCUGCCCUCCCCGCUCGCACACACCCGCACCCUUCUGCCUGGAGGCGCCACAUGGCAUCCCCUCCUCCUCACGGCUCUGCUGGCCGCCCUCGCCCUGAUCUCGACGCCACGCCUGCUGCGCCUGGCACGCAACGAAGCCUGCCUGCGCCGCCUCCCCAUCCCCCCAACUCCCUCCUGGCUGCUGGGCCACCUCUCCGACUUCGCCCACCCCCAGCACCACCUCCGGCUCUUUGACUGGGCGACCCAGCUGGGACCGGUGUACUCCCUGCGCCUGCUCACCAGCCGGCUGGUGGUCCUGUCGGACCCCAGGGCUGCGGCCGCCGCCCUACGGCUGGGCGGCGGGGCGGAGAAGCCUGACAUCGUGUAUCAUGUUGGCAACAUGUUCAACUCCGAGUGCGGGGAGCCCAACAUGGUGUCUGCUCGCACGGCCUCUCCCCUGUGGAGGGCCGUGAGGAAAGGCACGGCACCCGCAUUCAGCGCCUCCAGCCUCAGGCAGGGCUUCCCGGAGCUCCGCCCAGUGCUGAGGGCCUUGCAUGCUGUGCUGGCAAGCCAUGCAACAGAUGGCGCCCCGCUGGACGUGGCAGACCUCAUGCUGAGGGCCAGCUUUGAUGCCGUGGGCCAUCUGGGCUUCCACCACGCAUACUGCUCGGUGGAGGCAUAUGGCGGCUCCCCUUCCAUGCACGCAAACGCCAUCAUGCGAGCCUUUGAGGCCAUGAUGCACGAGGUGCCCAAACGCAGCGCAAACCCUUUCAGGCGCUAUGCACGCUGGGACAGGUCUGUGCGAGAGGCCAAUGCGGCCACGAGGGUGUUCCAGGCCGAGAUGCGCGCCCUGCUGCGCGGCUUGCGUGCGGCCGACCUGCCCCCUUACUCGCUGGGGUCCCUGCUCCUGAGCACCCUGGACCCGAGCACCAAGGGUCCCCUGUCUGAGGCCAGACUCCUGUCAGAGCUGAGCAACAUGUUUGUGGCAGGGGCAGACACCACCGGCAACACCCUGGCUUGGGCGCUGUACCUGGUGAGCCUCCACCCCGGGGUCGAGGCACGAGUGGAGGAGGAGCUCAAGGGGCUGGGUCUUUGUGGGCCCGGCGCAAAGGAGCUGGAGGUCGGAGACCUCGGCAGGCUGCGCUGGCUCAGUGCCGUCGUCAAGGAAACUCUGCGCAUCAUGCCCGUCUCCGCGGAAGGCACGGCAGUCGAGUUUGACAGGGACACCGACAUCCUGGGCUACAGGAUACCUGCGGGGACCCUCAUUUGGAUCCCAUUUUUCAUCAUGCACCGCUCCUCUGGCCUCUGGGAUCGGCCGGAAGUCUUCGACCCCGAACGGUGGUUGACGCCGGAGUGCGAACAUGUGGAGGGGCAGCCGGGUCAAGCCCUCCGCUUCUGUCCCUUCAGCCAGGGGACACGGAGCUGUGCAGGGCAGGCCAUGGCGGAGAUGAACUACCGCGCCAUCCUCGCCAGCAUCUGGGGAAGGUUCACCUUUACAGCCGUGGAUGAGGUAAGGUAUCAGGUGCAGCGAGUGGACGAUGGGCGGGAGUACGCCCUGAAAGCCACCGACAUGUCCAAGCUGAGCGGCGUCGAGCGGAUCAGUCUAGUGGAGGAGAUUCGGUACCUGGCGUCUCUGUCCCACCCCAACAUCGUGCGAUACUACGAGGCCUUUGUGGAGGAGCAGUGGCUAUGCAUAAUCACCGAGCUGGUGUUGGGAGGGGAUGUGGCAACCCUGAUCGAGAAUACGCGUGAAGCGCACUCCUUUGUGCCUGAGGACAGCAUUUGGAGCAUCUUCCUGCAAACAGCUCUGGCCCUCGAAGAGCUCCACAACUGCAAGAUCCUGCACAGGGACGUCAAACCAGCAAACCUCCUGAUCAAUGGCAACACUGUCAAGCUGACAGACUUUGGGAUCAGCAGGAUCCUGGAGCGAAUCUUCACCCGCACUCAGAUUGGGACCCCGUACUAUAUGAGCCCAGAGAUGUGGGCGGGAAAGGCUUACUCCCUGUCCAGCGACGUGUGGGCGCUCGGCUGCUUGACCCUGGAGCUGGGCACCCUGCGCUUGGCCUUCCCCGGCGAGACCGACGCCGAGGUGGAGCGCAACGUCAUGCUGAAUCAGCCCCCUCUGCUGCCCCCGCGCUACAGCGACAACCUGGAUGCCGUGGUGAAGGCAAUGAUGAACCCCUGCCCCAUCCAGCGGCCCACCAUCACCGAGAUCCUGGCCAUGCCAGAGGUGCGCCGCCAGUGGAGCAUCCUGCCCGCUGCCCUUCUUUCCAAGCUGCACUCUCACAACGAUGGUGCGCCGUCGCAUCACAUCCUGCAGCCGAUCCAGCUGCCCAAGGAGCUGCGCCUGCUGAACUCGCGCCUGCCCCCCGCCCAGUAUGAAACUGGCGAGGGCAUGGCGUUCCUGCUUUCCAGGCCCAUGUCCUCCAGCGCCGGCGACCUGGCGGGGAUGGACGGCCAGAGCGGAGCGGCAGAUCCCCCCUCCGGCCUGACGCGUUCCAAUUCCAUCAGCAAUUUUGAGGCGGUGGGCCACGGAGGCUCGACCGAGGGGCCGCGGUGGGCAGACCUGAGGCGCAAGAGCGUGCAGGUCGGCAGCCUGGCCUACAGCCUGGCACAAUUGGCGACGGACCCGGAGGAGCAGGAGAAAGGGUUAGGCUCCGGGAAAGCGCGGAGGACCCUACGGGCCUCCGUCACCUUUGCCGCCCCGGAAGGCGCCGGCGCGGGGUCACCGCGCCGACCCCGCUCCGCAGCGCUGAUGCGUAAGAGCGUGGUGCUGGCGGACGUGCAGGGCAUGCGCACGCGGUCGGAGCACGACAGGCGCGCCGCCCUCCGUGACGCCCCGGCCCCAGAGAUCGGCGUAGGGGCGUUUGGCGCCGGGCGCUUUGAGCUGUGCCCCGUGGCCCGCAAGAGCUUCGUGGUGCCCACCACCUCGCACCAGCCCGUGCUGGGUGACCACCCGGAGCGCGCGCCGACCGGGGCCGGCGGGGAGCGGGGCCGCGCUGGUGUGCGUACGGGGGCGGCCGCGGACCAGCGAGCCGCGGUGGCCUGGCCCGGCCCGGCCAAGACCGACACCGGCAUGCACCAGCCCAUGGGGCCUGCAGCAGCAGGGAACGGGUAUGCAUGUCCUGAGAGCGUCCAGACCUCGAGCGCCGUGAAGUCACACAAGCAGCCCAAGAAGGGCAGCUUCUUCAAGAGGCUGUUCCACUGA
Molecule: messenger RNA, 3288 nt
Organism: Auxenochlorella protothecoides
Lineage: Eukaryota; Viridiplantae; Chlorophyta; Trebouxiophyceae; Chlorellales; Chlorellaceae
Product: putative serine/threonine-protein kinase nek2
Exons: 16
Coding region: 1-3288 (1095 amino acids)
Biological process (GO): protein phosphorylation
Molecular function (GO): ATP binding; oxidoreductase activity, acting on paired donors, with incorporation or reduction of molecular oxygen; monooxygenase activity
Source: RefSeq, a predicted model, not a curated record